AUGGAACUUAAUAGCUUGAUUUUCCCAGCACCAAAACCAUUUUACAGCGAAGACUCGUUCCCAGGAGAGCUCAUAUUUGUCCCCCGAGUUAAUUCCUCCACAAAGCCCAGGAUUCCUUGUUUAUACUUGACAUGUCCAAGAGGAUCAAGUAAAGUUCUUCUUUACUUUCAUGGAAAUGCUGAAGAUAUAGGACUAGCAUAUGAAUUACUAGACCAUUUAAGAUCUACCUUAAUGAUGCACGUAAUUGCAGUUGAAUAUCCAGGCUAUGGCUUAUACCCUGGGGAAAGUUCCGCAAGUCAAAUAAUUGAGGAUGCUGACAACGUAUAUACCUCUGUUAAUUGAAUAUAGGCAUAAUAAUUAAGGUAAAUAUAUUUGGCCUAUCAAUAAUCAUUCAGCCUAAAUAAGCAUAUCAAUAUCUUGUACAAGAAGUCGGAAUAAAUCCAAGAGACAUUAUUGUUUUCGGCAGAUCUAUUGGAACAGGCCCAGCCUGCUGGCUAGCUGCAGAACGAAAUCCAGGCGCUUUACUUCUUAUGUCUGCCUACACUUGCAUUAGGUCAGUAGCAAAAAGUAUUGCUGGUACAAUAGCUUCUUAUCUUGUAAAAGACAGAUUCCGAAAUAUCGACCUAAUGCCUAAAAUAGAAUGCCCUACUUUUAUCAUUCAUGGCCAAAAAGACGCACUCAUCCCUUACGAAAAUUCACAGCAGUUGCAUGACCGUUGUGCUGGGCCUUGCAGCUUAAUUUUGCCUCGAGAAAUGGAUCACAAUGAGUUCGAUUUUUACGACGAUUUAUGGGUAGUCUUAAAAAAAACCCAAAUUCAAGAAUUUUUAUAAGGAAAAUUACUAUAAUUUACCCUAGGUUUUUUUAUGACAUUCCGAUUUAUCGUUACCUUUUUCAGCAUUUUUGAUGCAGUGUGGAAUUUCAGUUAUCCCAGAAAGCAUUCACUCAGCAUUUCUGAGCAUUCCUGCGCAUUUGUAUUUACCCGGGCACAAGAGUUUAGAUGGGAGGCAUUAG
This is a messenger RNA of Blepharisma stoltei, 1011 nucleotides long. The record is from the annotation of a GenBank genome assembly. NCBI's taxonomy places the organism in Eukaryota, Ciliophora, Heterotrichea, Heterotrichida, Blepharismidae.